UAUGACAACAUUAUAGGAUACAUGUAUAAAAGUUCAGUUUUUUAACAAAGGAAAUCAGGUAAAAUUGUACGCAGGCGUGUUCUUAUUGUUAAUAUAUAGGUAAACUAAUUAAAACUAUGAAUUAUUUAAAAUAUAAAUGUUAAUAUUUUCCUAGAGAUACUGAAACUUUUGUGUUCUUUCUGUUCUUCAUGUAUUUCCCCGCUGCAAACAAAACAAUCCGACCCUAAUAUACCCUGAUUAGGCUAGCACCAGGAAGACACAACGAAAUGUGCUAAAAAAACUACGCGCACACCAAAAAGAAGAUAUGAAAAUCUUCUUGACAGUGAAAGUAAUGAGAACUACUAAUUAAGAGGUUUGUUUUUCGAGACCUCUGUUUACAAUGGCAUGGUAACAAUUUGAAAAAAAAAAACAACAUUAUUUCGUUUAACAUCGUACUGGUUCUCCACAUCUGAUUCACUUGUUACUUGUGGUAGUAAAGGCAAUAAGUCAAUUAUAAUUGUAAAAAAUCCAGGAAAUGGACAGAUUUACAAAAAUAAAUGACUAUUAGGUCGACAAAACUUGUGCAGUCCAAGAUAUAUAAUAAUAUAUAAAGGCAUAAAAUGUGUGAUAUGAAUUAAUGCCAACUGUCAAUAUUAUUUCAGACACGUCCUAAAUGUAUCACGAAAAAUUGACUGGGUUAUUUUCCAAGAUACAUUUUUGUUAUCUAUUGUCCAUGUUAAUUGUACAGAAAAUCGUCACAAUUUUCAUAAGCAGUUUAUUAAUUAACUUGGAGUAAAUUUUUGGUAUGUGUAUUGUAUGCAAUUACAUAGAAUAAAAUAUCCUGCUCCGCCAUCUUUGAAAGAGUAUACCCGUAUUGACUUUCAGACAAUAUCAAGACCUGUUUAGAAUUUAAUGUCAUAACUUUACAGAAAAAAACAAGGAAGUAUAUCCAACAGGGAAAGCCACGUUCCAAAAACGCAGCCUCCCCAAAGGCACAUACGAACAAUACCAUUCUGUGAAAGUCAUGUUUAGAUCUAUUUUCAAAAUAGUAAAACUGGUCGGAAGUUUUUCACUUAAAACGGACUUUCUUUUUGAACAAAGAAUAAUGAUUUAUAAUAAUACAACACCCACAGGACCAGCAACAACUGUUUAUAAGUAUUCUUAUUGCAUUAUUACUCCAAAUAAUUUGACAUAAAAGAAAGUAAAUGGCAUACAUGGCGGCGGUUAAUUGAUAUUUUGACCGUGCUUUAAAAUCGGUUCAUAGAUCAUUAUUGCAGUUGUAACUUCUUAAUAUCAUAUUAGAGAAUAUUGCUAAUAUCUCAAAUGAAUUGUCUUGUCUGUUUCCAUGUGCAUUUUUCACGUUUCAUAGAAUAAAAUAUUGGUUCAAACAAUUACUUUAAAUUAGAACAAUUGAAUAAUAAUUUCUAUAUAUGUUGCCAUAUUGACAGCACAUUGUCUCGAAAACGUUUAAGGCUGUAAAACCUUAAGAAAAUAUUACAUUUGAAAUGUUCAUAUUUACCUAUACUUUGAUGUCUAAAUUAUAACAUUAUCUAAGGUUAAACUAUAAUCAAUUUAUGAUUGAGUUUGGUGAAAACUAACAUGUUUUUAACGAUUUUCAAAACAAUUAAAAAUCUCCAAAACGAAUCGCUUAUGUUAAUUCCUCAACGGAGGCUGUUAUAAAAGUAUUGCUUCAAAAACAUUUGAUAUGUUACAAAACUAAGCAAUACUUAAGGGAUACAUUUCAGGCAAACAUAGAAGUAAGUGUUCUUUUUUCAAUAAAGAAAAACGUUAUAUUAGGCUCUCAGAAGUUUAUAUCUUUUUUACAAAAUAUUCCGGUCAUCGUAGUACCAAACGGUCGAUAAAUGAAGAAAUGUUGAGGCUAUAACCAUCCGAUCCAUUCUUUCAUUUUUGUUUGAUCCUUGCAGAGAAUCGAUCUUAGUUUAUGAAACAAUAUUUAAUUCCGUGUUCUGACACCGGGCUGUAUUCUUCGUUAUCUGGAUAAAUGUCGUUUCGCCAGUACUUCCAGUUAAUCAAACGUGCAAAACUACCUUAAGAACGUCUGAAGAUUUUUUAAGAAUCAAAUCGGCAGCAAUCGAGAUUAUAAUUUAUGUUAAAAUGUUAUAAAUAUACAAUGGAAAAUAUCCUCAAAUUUUUUGGACGAUAUAUGCGAUGUAUAAAAUUAAAGCAAGUACAAUAUAAACCUUGUUUGAUCAUGAUUCACAUGGUAAUGGAUAUUUAACAGUUAAGUAGAUACCAACGCUAUCAGAGUGGCUUAACAAAACUACUGCCUCGUAUUUUCCGCUCUAUUUCGCAGGAAGCUUUUCAGUUAAUUACUUUUUUACUAAUUGAUAUUGCAGUUAGGUGCCGAAAUAGUUUGACGCAUCUUCUGAAAUAAUCGGAGUUUGUAAUCCAUCUCUAGGGUAUAACUUAAAUGGAAUAUAUAACUUCUAGAGCUGUGCGUUGGAGAUGUCAAUAAAACAUUCUGGAUACUUGUGUAGGCAUAUAACAAUAACGCUUCUAAUCGUUUUAUAUUUUGAAUAUGGAUACAUAUAUCAAAAGUUAACUUCUACAAAGAAUUUAUUCAGCAGACCUAAUUCGACCUCGGAUUUUAAACAUAUCCAGAAAAGAUUAUACACUGAACUGCCUAACCAGAGUACAUUCUUAUAUUCCGCAUUUAUUCAUAGUGAAUUGUAUCCGCAAGUAAUACAAGAUGCGAAGAAAGUUGUUAUUUUAGCAUGGCAAAGAAGAAGUGUAAUUCAUCGAAUACUAAAAUGUUGCAUUUUGAACGAUGGAAAACAACCACAAAUGUUAGAAGUAAUUGAAGACGACAAAGGUUGGUACGACAUUCCACUCAUGGUGAGACGUGUUGCAUGUCGUAUAGGUGAUGAUAAUUCAGUAAUUUCUCGGGUAUCAUUAACAACUUUGAAUUUUCCUUGUUCCUUGUAUCAUAAACAUUAUAUUAAACCUACGAUUCUCUUACGUGAGAAUGAAGAAAAAAUGGCAAUGUGUAACAAAUAUUUAUAUCGAUCUGUAAAUGCUACAAGGCUAGUGGAAUGGAUUGAAGUUCAUCGCUUUUUUGGAGUUGACAAAUUCACGGUACAUUAUCAUCCAAAUCUUGAUCCAUUUGCUAAACGAGUAAUACAUUUCUACGAACGAGAAGGUAUCAUGGAAACGCUAGCACUUAAAGGUCCUCCAACAGAAGGAAGAAAAAAGUUACAUCUUUUCAACGACGAACACCUUGCACUUCUCGACUGCAAAGAAAGACACCGACAUUUCAAGUUUGCGAUUGAUAUAGACCGAGACGAAUUCCUAGUACCAAAUGUUAUCCGGGAAAAGGAACUAAAACUCUUUUUGAUGGAGGCGUUCAAGCAGAAAAAAGUGGGUGUAUUAUCGUUAUAUGUGAGUGUUCAUAUAACGUCCUGGAAACCAACAAAUACAACUCAUCCGAUGUUACUUGGACAGUAUGAAGAUGCAACACAUCCACUUAUUGACAGGAUAAAGAAUGUCUAUAUGCCAUCAAGGGUUUAUCUUCAAAGAGGAUAUAUACAUGACACCUUUCCCAAAGAAGGUUUUACUAGAGAAUUCAUUGAUCCGGAUAAAAUAUUGCUCCAUCAUUUCCGAACAUGUAGACCACAGUGGAACAGCAGUUCACCAAUAAAAAAAUACAAAAAUGGGAAGAUUGAAACCAUUAAGGCAACAUGUGGCACAUUUUCCAAAGUACGCUAUGAAUCUGUCAAAGCACUGUCAAAUAUUAACACAAUUACAGAACAAGUCCAAAAAGUGUCUACCACUUUAAGAAUUUAAAUGUGGAAAGUAUUUUCAUUUGUUUAUGAUGUUAACAAAAAGUAAACAUGAUGUGAUCUAGUACUUUCUUUGCUGAGUGUUUGUAGUAAAUAUAAAAAUUAUGAAGGGGAACUCUAUAUGUAAGCUUUAUCUAUCGUCGAAAUUGAUCGCAAAUGGCCAGCAUAAAAUGGGAUACAAAGCUAGGAUACGACCAAUGAUUUCUUUUUUUCAAAUAAGAUAUUCUUUCGGGGUAAUUGUUUCCAUAGUUCAGUUCUAAACUGACUUCUGUUUAUCACGGUUGAACAUUGAGUGUAUAAUAAACCUAUACCAUGAGAGAUAUUUUAACUUUGAACUUUGAUGUAAAAUAAAAAAGGAUAACACGAUCGAAAUUAACAAAAAUCAAAUGCAUAUUCGCAUAUGCGCUAUGACACUCUAUCAGCGAUGCCAAAGUUGUUAGUAAUAAGAAACACUUUCAGCUACAAAUCAAUUGGAUUUAAUCAGCAUGAUAGUUACUCAAAUGUGGUUAAAUAUACUUGCAACAUUUUGUAAGUGUGCUUUUUAUAAUUUUGAUAAUCAACAGUCUGGGAACCUAAUCUAAGGCAAAGGUAACUGAGGGAACAUUGUAGAAAUGAAGCGGGAAUUAAACCAUAGUUUAUAUCAUAUUCAGUAUCUAAAAUACUACAUUUACAAGAACCGUUCUCGUCUUUUUCUACUGUAUAAAAAGAGCUUUCUACAGUAUAAAAAGAGGUCUCUCUGACCGAGUGACUAAGAUCGUAGAUUUCGAAUAACUUUCCCUUCACCGAUGUGUAUUCGAGCCUCGGAGCGUUGAAUUUAACAGGAGAGGAGGCUGGUGGCUUUAUCCAGGUACACGCCAGUGAUACAAAAUGCACGGAGAGGCACCUGUGGUCAUUUUUCUACAUGAAAAGCAGGAGAGUGAUUUAUAAGUAUGUCAGUGUGAAGUACAAUAGUAGAAAGAAAAACUUGUAUAGCCCCUUUAAAAACCAUAUUUUAGCAUAAUAUUAAUCCCUACAAAAAUUCUUCUGCAAGGGAUAGGGCAAUUUGAUAUACUUUUUAGAGCAAAAGUAAACAUUUUUAAAAAAACUUUUAUUUAAUAGUCAAUGAUAUGAACUUCCAGGACAUCAAUGUCGUAGUUGCCAAAGCGGACAGAAUCAUUUUUAAAGAUGGUCGUCAUUGUGGUCGCCAUUAUAUUUCAAAUUUAUGUUUAUUUACAAAAGCAAUUGCUUCUUUUUUUAAAAUGACAUAUUGUUUUAGUAAGAGUUUAUAGAAAACAAAAUUGUCUUAAUACCGUUGCCCUUUCAGUUCUAUUUGAUGUGUUUAUUGUAAAAUAACACCUAAGACUUAACAAAUUUAGUGUAAUUUUACAAUACUAUUACAUAAACUGUCAUUUGUCAUUUCGAAAGUGUGCAUGGAUUUAUGAUGUGGUAAUUUUUACAUCUAUACAGCGUCACUCUACUGGAAUAAAGUGUAUAGGUUCUAUAAGUAGAUAAUGCUAUGUUUACCUUUUUCAAAUGACCAACAGGCGGAGUAUUCUUUUAAUUUACAUAAUUGUGACAGGAUGGUCUCUUAGAACAGUUAUCGGUCCACGAAUUGUUCUGCCGUAAAGCAACUCAAAGGGAGAAAACCCAAACACUCUUGCGGAAGUUCACGACAGGCAAACAGCAUAGCAUUCAAAUACCUAUCCCAAUCUCUAGGUCUCUCACUACACAUACACCUCAACAUUUGCUUCAAACUACCGUUAGAUUGUCAAAAUAUAUAUGUUUUUCCUAUCAGUCAUAGGUUCGAUCGGGCCAACAAAGACGACUCUCUUAAACGGAGUAUCAACCAUUGACAUCUUGCCUAAAGGAAUUUUGCUUAUUAUUCCGAUAGCUAUGGUACGUUGACAUAUAUUACAUGACUGACAAUAUCUCCUUACCUCUGCCAUUACGCCAUUACGCCUGGCCAAUAAAAUUCACGAUUUAUUCUAUCACUAGUCUUUCUUACUUCUAAACCUGACAGUAACCUACCAUGCGAAACUUUCAGCACAAUUUCUUUAAGACAGUUAGGUGCAAACAAAUGUUUAUUUUUUAUUUUCUUUGCAUUUUGGACGCUGUAUUCUCAACAGCUUAUUUCUAACCUCAAACUGUACUAAACCCUAACCUCUUCAUUGCUUACUCGUACCUUCAUCAGCCAUCUUUCUAUCCAAAUCUAAAAAACUAUCUUUCUGUUGCUUUUCCAGAAAUUCCUCUCUAGAAUUAUCUAGAAUUUGUGAGUUUAACUUGCGUCUAAACUUUUUUCAUGCGGCCUAGUUUCUACUGCUGAUGCUAAGCUACUACAUUGAGGCUAUACAGUUCCCUCUACAUUGCAAAUUAUAGCAUCAUUAGUAGAAUUAUCUAAAACCAACGCCUCAGCUGUACACUUGAAAUACGGACAGUCAAUAUUUAUUCAAGCUACAUUUAGCCUGUGUUCACUCCUAUAAAUGUACUUACAUCUACGGAUUUUCUCUAAAAUAUGAUUUGUUUCUACUAAAUCCCGUUUCACUAUCACACAUGUACAACCUGUAUGUCUCAUAGCGAUUGUAUUCCUAAUAUUACAAGUACCGGCUUUUGUAGGACAUGAAACUACACUAAGCAUAUCCAGCUCCUCAGUAUUACUGAGUUCUAUUAUACUAUUUCAACUCUCCGACUCUUAUUUGUACAUUUCAGUACACAAAAAGGUUAAUAACCUCUACCUUUAUUCACAUCAUAACCACUACCUCUAUUAGAAGUGUCUGCAUUUCGACUUUUAGGAAAAUGCCUCUGAGGGAUUUCGUAUGGUUUAUUGCCCCUGUCCUUGUCGGAUCGAUUUACGGCAAGCUUUUUAUUUAUCGUAGCUAUUCUGAUUUUCUAACGAAAGCCUAUCAAAGACCUCUCUCGUCGUACCUUUCAGGAGGAACGGUACUGUCAAAGACCAUAUAUCUUUUUCCGAAUCCUGCUUAACAGCGUAAGUUUCGUACACAUUCAAGUACGCAUCCAUGGAAUCAAUCUUUUCAAGUGGAGUGGGGCGGGCAUCUUAACCUUUACCUUUUUUCUUACACAUUGUUUUGUUUCUAUGUCUCUCUUAAACUUAUAUUCUAUCUCUUACUUCUUACAAUCUGCUUCUUCUUUCUGUUUUUUUCUAACUCCCCAGCUAUCAAUAACAUCUGCUUUUCCAUUUCUUACUUAUUUUUUUCUUAGCCUACGUUCUAACUUAAAGAAGUGAAAGAUAUUUUUUUCAAAAUCGGCUUGAAAAUGAAAAAGCAAGAGCAUAUUGCGCGGAUACAUUUUUGAACUGUAUUUACUUGUCACUGAAAAAGAGUUUCUUGUAUGUUCCAGCUAUUAUGAAAUAAAGUUGCCAUGUUUUACAUCUUACACUCAAGAAUUUGAAACAUAUGACUAAUCUAUUUAAAAGGUUAUUUGCUAAAUAAAGAAUUCAGAAGUGAGUAAAUGACGUCACUAAACACACUAACAUAGCUGCCUCCAUGAUCAGCAUUUUUAAAAAAAAAAAUCAUGUAACCAUAUCCUUUUCAGCACUUGUCCGAUUUAAAAAAAGUCUUUCAGCGUUAUUAAAGCCUCGAGAAUGGCUAUCAUAUUAACUGAUUGUCAGGUAUUCCUUGCCCUUUAGUUUAAGAUAUGGAGUGGACUAAUGGAUAUCCCCGAUGCAAGUAAAUAUAAGAUAUAUGGGAGUAUUAAACACACUUUACACGUUACUUUAAAUAGUGAAUAAACUGAAUAACACGGAAUCCUGUAGCCCAUGUCAAAUAAACAGAAGCAUGAUAUUUAAGCUAACUGUGUCAUGUCCAUAAAACUUUCAAUAACGUUGACAUUCUAUAGGAUUAACUGAUUCAAACAAGAGAGUAAUUGAUAUUGUGUUAAGGUUUAUAACAGACGACUCAUUAAACCAAAAUUGGCUUUCCUUUCGUUGUUGUAGCACUCAUAAACCUCUAUAUUGGUAUUCGGGAUACGAAAUUGUACAAAACCUGGUUAAGUCAUGCUAAUAGCACUUUCUGGCCAAUCAAGUUAUGUAUGAUAAAAAUCAAUAAGAGAUUUCAACGAUAUAUCCUUUCAAACAUAAUAAAUCAAAUUGAUGGUUCCAAUAUCGAUCUUUAAUUUCUAGAGAAGCAGGUGGGAAAACUGCGAAAUCAACAUCUUUCAAUAGGUAUUCCCGUAAGUCAAGUCACCUGACGACUCUUUCACUUGCAGAUAAAGCUGGUUCAUCUUCUGCUUCAUACCAGCGGUGAAUCAAACUACAUAAUUCUGCUUCCUUUAUAUCCUCAUUUUUCAUCAUUUUAUCCUCGUCUUCUUUUGAAAAGUGUGUUCUUGCAAAUGCAUUGCUCUGUAUAUCUGCCGAUUGUCUACCAUUGCAGGAGCAUGAUAAGUGGUAAAUGAUAAAAAUCAAUAAGAGAUUUCAACGAUAUAUCCUUUCAAACAUAGUAAAUCAAAUUGAUGGUUCCAAUAUCCAUAGAUGUUUGUCUGAAACAAAAGUCAAAUAUGAGUGUGUAUUAGAAACAUAAACAACAGUAACUGUAUCGUAACAUUCAAAGACUCGUAAACCUGUAACCAUAUGUAAUGAUAAAAACUGAAAUGUAACUUUAUUAAAAAUAUGUGUGGGGAAUUAUAUCCUACAGGUACGAUUAAUUAACACAUUAUUUUAAGUGUUUCACACUAUCCAGAUACAGGUCUUCUGAAAUAAACCAGCUCUGCAAACACAGACACAACAAACUAAAAUGCCACAGCUUAAUACAAAUGUGCAUGUCGUGGAUAGAAUUUAAGGGGGUUUUUUUUGUACUUUCAAAUUUUUGCGAGUAUAAAACAUUCAUGAUACCACUUUUCAACACAUUUUAUACUUACUCAACAAUCAAAUUGUGGAUACUUACUCAGCAACACAACUAUAGGCUCUUUCUAAACUUACUCAAUGACUCAACUGUGGACUUACUUCUCACUUACUCCUUGACUUGACUGUUGACGUACUUGAUAUUCCGCGACAAAACUGUGGAUUUCCUUCAUACGUACUUUAAAGCCACUGUUCAGAUACUGUAUACUUACUCGGCGAUAUAUUUCACACAUACUCUAAGACACAACUUGAGACAUACCUCACACUUGCUGUAAUACUUUAUAAAUACUAUGCUAUAUAACUAUAGUCAAACUUCAUACUUAUCUCAACAAACACCUGUAGACACAUUUCAUACUUACUCAAUGAUAAAAUGCUUCAAACUUAUUCCAUGAUACAAGUGUGUUCAUACUUGAUACAUUUUCCAUGACAAAAAUAUGAACACACUUCAUACUUACUAUAUGACAAAGCCCUUCAUUCUGAUUGAUUCUAAGACGCAAACGCAGAUCUCCUUUAUUCUUACUACAGCAUACAACAUACAACUGCAGACACACUUAAUAAAUACAUACUUCAUAAAAAAUUGUAGUCGUACUUCAAACUUACUCCACACUACCACUGUAGAAACACUUCAUACUUACUCCACAAUACGCCUGUAGACGCGAACAAACCGUUAUCGUGUAGCCAGUCCGCACACUAUGUCAAAAUGCAUGAAAACUAGCCGUCACUUCCAUCUGAGUAUGAAUUCGCAAAUUUAUGUGAGUUUAGGUAACGGUAACUUACUCGUUCCUUGCGUAUCCGUGCUUUAUUCGA
Messenger RNA from Mercenaria mercenaria, 9417 nucleotides. RefSeq lists its product as uncharacterized. Lineage: Eukaryota; Metazoa; Mollusca; Bivalvia; Venerida; Veneridae. The transcript has 5 exons. Bases 2446 to 3783 code for a protein of 445 amino acids. The record is from RefSeq and is a predicted model, not a curated record.